GCGCUCUGAUCCGCCAGGUUUCUCUAUUUGGACGGACGUCCCGCCCUCUGACUGCUCCGCAGCUGAGGCGGGGCGGUAGUAGCUAUGGCGGCUGUCACCGACGUGCAGCGGCUGCAGGCCCGUGUGGAGGAGCUGGAGCGCUGGGUGUACGGACCCGGCGGGUCGCGCGGCUCGCGGAAGGUGGCUGAUGGCCUGGUCAAGGUGCAGGUAGCUUUGGGGAACAUUGCCAGCAAGAGGGAAAGGGUGAAGAUUCUGUACAAAAAGAUUGAAGACUUGAUCAAAUACCUGGAUCCUGAGUACAUUGACCGCAUUGCCAUACCUGAUGCUUCUAAGCUGCAGUUCAUCUUAGCAGAGGAGCAGUUUAUCCUCUCCCAGGUUGCCCUCCUGGAGCAGGUGGAAGCUUUGGUGCCCAUGCUGGAUAGCGCUCACAUCAAAGCCGUUCCUGAGCAUGCAGCCCGCCUGCAGCGCUUGGCCCAGAUCCACAUCCAGCAGCAGGACCAAUCUGUGGAGAUCACCGAGGAGUCCAAGGCUGUCCUGGAGGAAUACAACAAGACUACAAUGCUUCUCUCCAAGCAAUUCGUGCAAUGGGAUGAGCUACUUUGCCAGCUAGAAGCCGCCAAGCAAGUGAAGCCAGCAGAGGAGUGAUGGCUGCUCCCCAUCCCAGGCCAGCCAUGCUCCAGGGCCCUGUGCCAACCUGCCCUUGUCAAAGGGCAGAGGCAGUUCUGUAUUUAUUGGAUUCACAGCCUAUCUGUCUGCACUCAGGUGUGGCCCUGAGGUUAGAGGUCUGGCUACCUGAGACUUCCUCACUGCACUGUCUCCCCUCAUCAAUGUUUUAUUCCAGUGACAAUAAACUAUAGAGAUCA
Molecule: messenger RNA, 863 nt
Organism: Rhinolophus ferrumequinum (greater horseshoe bat)
Lineage: Eukaryota; Metazoa; Chordata; Mammalia; Chiroptera; Rhinolophidae
Gene: DCTN3
Product: dynactin subunit 3
Exons: 7
Coding region: 85-645 (186 amino acids)
Biological process (GO): cytoskeleton-dependent cytokinesis
Cellular component (GO): dynactin complex
Source: RefSeq, a predicted model, not a curated record